AUGGGGCUGCCACUAGCUCGCCUGGUGGCUGUGUGCCUAGUCCUGGCCUUAGCCAGGGCCUCGGAGCUCCAAAGAGAAGCCAGAACCCGAAACCAUGUCUGCAGCACCUGGGGCGACUUCCACUACAAAACCUUUGACGGUGAUGUCUUUCGAUUCCCCGGCCUCUGUGAUUACAACUUUGCUUCUGACUGUCGAGACUCCUACAAGGAAUUUGCUGUGCACCUGAAGCGGGGCUUGGACCAGGCUGGGGGUCACCCCCGGAUAGAGUCCAUCCUAAUUACCAUUAAGGACGACACCAUCUACCUCACCCACAAGCUGGCAGUGGUGAAUGGGGCCAUGGUCAGCACCCCGCACUACAGCUCCGGGCUCCUCAUUGAGAAGAAUGAUGCCUACACCAAGAUCUACUCCCGUGCUGGCCUCUCCCUCAUGUGGAACCGGGAAGAUGCACUCAUGCUAGAGCUGGACAGCCGGUUCCAGAACCACACCUGUGGCCUCUGUGGGGACUUCAAUGGCAUGCAAACCUAUAAUGAGUUCCUCAGUGAAGGCAUACAAUACAGUGCCAUUGAGUUUGGGAACAUGCAGAAGAUCAACAAGCCUGAGGUUGAAUGUGAGGACCCCUCGGUGGUGCAAGAGCCAGAGUCCUGCUCUGAGCAUCGAGCUGAGUGUGAGAGGCUGCUGACCUCCACAGCCUUCGAGGACUGCCAGGCCCGGGUGCCCGUGGAGUUGUAUGUGCGCGCCUGCAUGCAGGACCGCUGCCAGUGUCCUCAGGGUGGUGCCUGCGAGUGCAGCACCCUUGCUGAGUUCUCCCGCCAGUGCUCCCACGCAGGUGGCCGACCUGAGAACUGGAGGACUGCCUCACUCUGCCCCAAGAAGUGCCCUGGUAACAUGGUGUACUUGGAGAGCAGCUCUCCCUGCGUGGAUACCUGCUCACAUCUGGAGGUCAGCAGCUUGUGUGAGGAACACUACAUGGAUGGCUGUUUCUGCCCAGAAGGCACUGUAUAUGAUGACAUCACGGGCAGUGGCUGUGUCCCUGUGAGCCAGUGCCACUGUAAGCUGCAUGGGCACCUCUAUAUGCCAGGCCAGGAGAUAACCAAUGACUGUGAGCAGUGUGUCUGCAAUGCUGGUCGCUGGGUGUGUGAAGACCUGCCUUGCCCUGAGACCUGUGCCCUGGAAGGUGGCUCCCACAUCACCACCUUUGAUGGAAAAAAGUUUACCUUUCACGGGGACUGCUACUAUGUCCUGACCAAGGGCAGCCACAAUGACUCCUAUGCCCUCCUGGGUGAGCUGGCCCCCUGCGGCUCUACAGACAAGCAGACCUGCCUGAAGACUGUCGUGCUGCUGACUGACAACAAGAAGAACGUGGUGGCCUUCAAAUCAGGUGGCAGCGUGUUACUCAAUGAGCUGGAGGUGACCCUGCCCCAUGUGGCAGCGAGCUUCUCCAUCUUCCAACCCUCCUCCUACCACAUUGUUGUGAACACGGUGUUUGGGCUGCGGCUACAGGUUCAGCUGGUCCCAGUCAUGCAGCUUUUUGUGACUCUGGACCAGGCUGCCCAGGGACAGGUGCAGGGUCUCUGUGGGAACUUCAACGGCCUGGAAAGUGAUGACUUCAUGACGUCUGGUGGGCUGGUGGAGGCCACGGGUGCCGGCUUCGCCAACACCUGGAAGGCCCAGUCAAGCUGCCAUGACAAGCUAGACUGGCUAGACGACCCCUGUUCCCUCAACAUUGAGAGCGCCAAUUAUGCUGAGCACUGGUGUUCCCUGCUGAAGAGGUCGGAGACGCCUUUUGCCAGGUGCCAUUCGGCUGUGGAUCCCACUGAAUACUACAAGAGGUGCAAAUACGACACGUGCAACUGUCAGAACAACGAGGACUGCAUGUGUGCGGCUCUGUCUUCCUAUGCCCGUGCCUGUGCUGCCAAGGGUGUCAUGCUGUGGGGCUGGCGCGAGCGCGUCUGCAACAAAGAUGUGCAUGCUUGCCCCAGCUCACAGAUCUUCCUGUACAACCUGACCACUUGCCAGCAGACCUGCCGCUCGCUCUCAGAGGGUGACACCCACUGCCUCAAGGGAUUUGCGCCUGUGGAAGGCUGUGGCUGCCCUGACCAUACCUUCAUGGAUGAGAAGGGCCGCUGCGUGCCCUUGGCUAAGUGUUCCUGCUACCACCAUGGUCUUUACCUGGAGGCAGGAGAUGUGAUCCUGAGGCAAGAGGAGCGCUGCAUUUGCCGGAACGGGAGGCUGCAAUGCACCCAGGUCAAACUGAUUGGCCACAGCUGUGAGGCCCCCAAAAUCCUUGUGGAUUGCAACAACGUGACUGCUCUGGCCACCCGGAAACCCCGCCCCACCAGCUGCCAGACACUGGUGGCUGGUUAUUACCAUACAGAGUGCAUCAGUGGCUGUGUGUGUCCCGAUGGGCUGCUGGAUGAUGGCCGUGGUGGCUGUGUGAAGGAGGAGAAGUGUCCUUGCAUCCAUAACAAAGACCUAUACAAUCCUGGGGCUAGCAUCAAACUGGACUGUAACAACACCUGUACUUGCCAGAAGGGACGCUGGGAGUGUACCCGGUAUGCAUGCCACAGCACCUGCUCUAUCUAUGGCAGCGGCCACUACAUCACCUUCGAUGGAAAGCACUAUGACUUUGAUGGACACUGCUCCUAUGUGGCUGUCCAGGACUACUGUGGCCAGAACUCUACCGGCUCCUUCAGCAUUAUCACGGAGAACGUCCCCUGCGGCACCACAGGUGUUACCUGCUCCAAGGCCAUAAAGAUCUUUAUAGGGGGAACAGAGCUGAAGUUGGUGGAUAAACAUCGCGUCAUAAAGCAGUUGGAGGAGGGGCACCAUGUGCCCUUCAUCACACGGGAAGUGGGCCUGUACCUGGUGGUGGAGGCCAGCUCUGGCAUUAUCGUUAUCUGGGACAAGAGGACCACCAUCUUCAUCAAACUGGCCCCUUCUUACAAGGGCACUGUAUGUGGUCUGUGUGGGAACUUUGAUGACCAGACCAAAAAUGACUUCACCACUCGGGACCACAUGGUUGUGACCAGUGAGCUGGACUUUGGGAAUAGUUGGAAGGAAGCUUCCACGUGCCCAGAUGUGACCCACACUCCAGACCCCUGCAGCCUGAACCCACAUCGUCGCUCCUGGGCAGAGAAGCAGUGUAGCAUUAUCAAGAGUGGUGUAUUCAAAGGGUGUCACAGCAAGGUGGACCCCACGGUCUUCUAUGAGGCCUGUGUGCAUGACUCCUGCUCCUGUGACACGGGAGGUGACUGUGAGUGUUUCUGCUCUGCUGUGGCCUCCUACGCUCAGGAGUGCACCAAGGCAGAGGCCUGUGUGUUCUGGAGGACGCCGGACCUGUGCCCCGUAUUCUGUGAUUACUACAACCCCCCAGAUGAGUGUGAAUGGCACUACGAACCAUGUGGGAACCGCACCUUUGAGACCUGUAGGACCAUCAAUGGCAUCCACUCCAACAUCUCUGUGUCCUACCUGGAGGGUUGCUACCCUCGGUGCCCUAAGGACAGGCCCAUCUAUGACGAGGAUCUGAAGAGAUGUGUGACUGAGGACAAGUGUGGCUGCUAUAUUGAGGACACUCGCUACCUGCCCAAUGCAUCUGUUCCCACUGAGGAGAUCUGCAAGUCUUGUAUAUGCACCAACACCUCAGAAAUCAUCUGCCGUCCCGAUGAAGGGAAGAUUCUUAACCAGACCCAGGAUGGUAUCUUCUGCUACAUGGAGUUCUGCGGCUCCAAUGGGACAGUGGAGAAACACUUCAAUAUUUGUGCCUCCUCUACGGCACCUCCAUCCACCCUGACAAGCUUCACCACAAUCUCCACCCCUUCUCCCAUCUCCACCACCACCACCACUACCACCAUCACUGCCACUACUGUCACUGCCACCGCCAUAGGAGGACAUUGCUGCUACUGGUCUGACUGGAUCAACAACAACCGUCCUAGCGAUAGCAGUGAUGGUGGUGAUCGAGAGACCUUCGACAGCAUCUGUAGUGCUCCCGAGGACAUUGAGUGCAGGGCAGCCACAGAGCCCAAACUCAGCUGGGAGGAGCUGGGCCAGAAGGUACAGUGUAAUGUCUCAGUUGGGUUCGUUUGCCAUAAUGAAGACCAGUAUGGAAACGGAGACGGAGUAUUUGGACGUUGUUAUGACUAUGAGAUACGAGUCAACUGUUGCUAUCCAAGGGAGUACUGUACUACUCCAACCACUUCACCUACAACUUCACCAACAACUCUAUCUACCUCUUCCCCAACCACCUUACCUACAACUUCCCCACUGACUUCAUCUAUUACUUCACCAACAUCCUCACCUAUUACUUCAACAGUUUCACCAAGUACCUCAACUUCCAUGUCACCAACAAGCUUGCCGACCACUACAUCAAUCAUUUCACCAACCACUUCCCCGACCACUACACCAACCAUCUCAUCUACCACUACACUGAUGACUUCAUUUACCACUUCACAACCAUCUUCAUCAACCACCUCUCCUAGCAGUUCACCAACCCCCUCUGUAACAACUUCACCAACCACUUCACCAGGAACCUCAACUACCACAUCACCAAGCACCAUUUCAUCAGCCUUGCCUACCACAUCCACCACUACACAAGAGACCACUACAUGCAUUGAAGAUUAAUGUACAACAACCACACAAACUUCAACCACCACUACAGUGACUUCUAUCCCAACAUCUACCAGCACAGUGACUCCACACACACCUUCAACCACCACACAGACCUCAACUGCAACAACUACCACACAGACUACAACACCAACACCCCACACAAGCACCUCAAUUCCAACAUCUACUACCACACAGACCACAACACCAACACCCCACACAAGUACCUCAAUUCCAACAUCUACUACCACACAGACCACAACACCAACACCCCACACAAGUACCUCAACUGCAACAUCUACUACCACACAGACCACAACACCAACACCCCUAACAAGCACCUCCACCUCAACAUCUACCACCGCAGAGACACCUAGUCCAACCCCCUCUCCUUCAGUGACUCCAACCCCAACACCUACCACCACAGAGACCUCACCCUCAACAUCUACCACCACCAAGACCACAACACCAACACCCUCCCCAAGCAGCUCCACCUCAACAUCUACUACCACACAGACACCAAUCACAACCCCCACCACCACAGUGACUCCAACACCAACUGCUACCACCACAGAGACCUCAACAUCUACCACUACACAGACCACAACACCAACACCCUCCCCGGGCACCUCCACCUCAACAUCUAUCACCACACAGACACCUAGUCCAAAGCCAACUACUACAGUGACUCCAACCCCAACACCUACCCCCACAGAGACCUCAACUUCCACAUCUACUAUCACAGAGACCACAACACCAACACCCUCCCCAAGCAGCUCCACCUCAACAUCUAUCACCACACAGACACCUAGUCCAACCUCAAGUACUACAGUGACUCCAACUCCAAAACCUUCUACCACAGAGAUCUCAACCUCAACAUCUACUACCACGCAGACCCCAAUCACAACACCCACCACCACAGUGAUUCCAACACCAACUGCUACCACCACAGAGACCUCAACUUCAACAUCCCACACAAGCACCUCCACCCAAACAUCUACCACCAUACAGACCACAACACCACCACCCUCCCCGAGCACCUCCACCUCAACAUCUACUACCACACAGACACCAAUCACAACCCCAAGUACCACAGUGACUCCAACUCCAACACCUUCUACCACAGAGACCUCACCCUCAACAUCUACCACCACCCAGACCACAAUACCAACACCCUCCCCAAGCACCUCCACCUCAACAUCUACUACCACACAGACACCUAGUCCAACCCCAACUACUACAGUGACUCCAACCCCAACACCUACCCCCACAGAGACCUCAACUUCCACAUCUACUAUCACAGAGACCACAACACCAACACCCUCCCCAAGCACCUCUACCUCAACAUCUUCUACCACACAGUCACCAAUCACAACCCCCACUACCACAGUGACUCCAACACCAACUGCUACCACCACAGAGACCUCAACUUCCACAUCUACUACCACAGAGACCACAACACCAACACCCUCCCCAAGCACCUCCACCUCAACAUCUAUCACCACACAGACACCAAGUCCAACCCCAAGUACCACAGUGACUCCAACUCCAACACCUUCCACCACAGAGACCUCACCCUCAGCAUCUACCACCACCCAGACCACAACACCAACACCCUCCCCAAGCACCUCCACCUCAACAUCUACUACCACUCAGACACCUAGUCCAACCCCCUCUACUACAGUGACUUCAACUCCAACCACCACAGAGAUCUCAACUUCCACAUCUACUAUCACAGAGACCACAACACCAACACCCUCCCCAAGCAGCUCCACCUCAACAUCUAUCACCACACAGACACCAAUCACAACUCCUACCACCACAGUGACUCCAAAUGCAACAACUACCACCACAGAGACCUCAACCUCAACAUCCACCACCACACAGACACCAAGUCCAACUCCAAGUACCACAGUGACUUCAACAUCAACAUCUACCACCACAGAGACCACAACACCAAUACCCUCCCCAAGCACCUCCACCUCAACAUCUAUCACCACACAGACACCUAGUCCAACCCCCUCUACUACUGUGACUCCAACCCCAACACCUACCACCACAGAGACCUCAACUUCCACAACUACUAUCACAGAGACCACAACACCAACACCCUCCCCAAGCAGCUCCACCUCAACAUCUACUACCACACAGACACCAAUCACAACCCCCCCCACCACAGUGACUCCAACACCAACUGCUACCACCACAGAGACCUCAACAUCUACCACUACACAGACCACAACACCAACACCCUCCCCAAGCAGCUCCACCUCAACAUCUACUACCACACAGACACCAAUCACAACUCCCACUACCACAGUGACUCCAACACCAACUGCUACCACCACAGAGACCUCAACAUCUACCACUACACAGACCACAACACCACCACCCUCCACAAGCACCUCCACCUCAACAUCUACCACCACAGAGACCACAACACCAACACCCUCCCCAAGCACCUCCACCUCAACAUCUACUACCACACAGACACCUAGUCCAACCCCCUCUACUACAGUGACUCCAACCCCAACACCUACCACCACAGAGACCUCAACUUCCACAUCUACUAUUACAGAGACCACAACACCAACACCCUCCCCAAGCACCUCCACCUCAACAUCUAUCACCACACAGACACCAAUCACAACUCCCACCACCACAGUGACUCCAACUGCAACAACUACCACCACAGAGACCUCAACCUCAACAUCCACCACCACACAGACACCAAGUCCAACUCCAAGUACCACAGUGACUUCAACAUCAACAUCUACCACCACCCAAACCACAACACCAACACCCUCCCCAAGCACCUCCACCUCAACAUCUACUACCACACAAACACCUAGUCCAACCCCCUCUCCUACAGUGACUCCAACCCCAACACCUACCAACACAGAGACCUCAACUUCCACAUCUACUAUCACAGAGACAACACCACCAACACCCUCCCCAAGCACCUCCACCUCAACAUCUACUACCACACAGACACCAAGUCCAACUCCAAGUACCACAGUGACUUCAAUGGCAACACCUACCACCACAGAGACCAUAACACCAACACCCUCCCCAAGCAGCUCCACCUCUACAUCUACUACCACACAGACACCAAUUACAACCCCCACUACCACAGUGACUCCAACACCAACUGCUACCACCACAGAGACCUCAACAUCUACCACUACACAGACCACAACACCAACACCCUCCCCAAGCACCUCUACCUCAACAUCUACUACCACACAGACACCUAGUCCAACCCCCUCUACUACUGUGACUCCAACCCCAACACCUACCACCACAGAGACCUCAACUUCCACAUCUACUACCACACAAACACCUAGUCCAACCCCAAGUACCUCAAUGACUCCACCUCCAACACCUUCCACCACAGAGACCUCACCCUCAACAUCUACCACCACCCAGACCACAACACCAACACUCUCCCCAAGCACCUCCACCUCAACAUCUACUACCACACAGACACCAAUCACAACUCCCACUACCACAGUGACUCCAACACCAACUGCUACCACCACAGAGACCUCAACAUCUACCACUACACAGACCACAACACCAACACCCUUCACAAGCACCUCCACCUCAACAUCUACUACCACACAGACACCUAGUCCAACCCCAAGUACUACAGUGACUCCAACCCCAACACCUACCACCACAGAGACCUCAACUUCCACAUCUACUAUCACAGAGACCACAACACCAACACCCUCCCCAAGUACCUCCACCUCAACAUCUAUCACCACACAGACACCAAGUCCAACUCCAAGUACCACAGUGACUCCAACUCCAACACCUUCCACCACAGAGACCUCACCCUCAACAUCUACCACCACCCAGACCACAACACCAACACCCUCCACAAGCACCUCCACCUCAACAUCUACUACCACACAGACACCUAGUCCAACCCCAAGUACUACAGUUACUCCAACUCCAACCACCACAGAGACCUCAACUUCCACAUCUACUAUCACAGAGACCACAACACCAACACCCUUCCCAAGUAGCUCCACCUCAACAUCUAUCACCACACAGACACCAAUCAUAACUCCCACCACCACAGUGACUCCAACUGCAACAACUACCACCACAGAGACCUCAACCUCAACAUCCACCACCACACAGACACCAAGUCCAGCUCCAAGUACCACAGUGACUUCAACAUCAACAGCUACCACCACAGAGACCUCAACUUCCACAUCUACUACCACACAAACACCUAGUCCAACCCCAAGUACCUCAAUGACUCCAACUCCAACACCUUCCACCACAGAGACCUCACCCUCAACAUCUACCACCAACCAGACCACAACACCAACACUCUCCCCAAGCACUUCCACCUCAACAUCUACUACCACACAGACACCAAUCACAACUCCCACUACCACAGUGACUCCAACACCAACUGCUACCACCACAGAGACCUCAACAUCUACCACUACACAGACCACAACACCAACACCCUCCACAAGCACCUCCACCUCAACAUCUACUACCACACAGACACCUAGUCCAACCCCAAGUACUACAGUGACUCCAACCCCAACACCUACCACCACAGAGACCUCAAUUUCCACAUCUACUAUCACAGAGACCACAACACCAACACCCUCCCCAAGCACCUCCACCUCAACAUCUAUCACCACACAGACACCAAGUCCAACUCCAAGUACCACAGUGACUCCAACUCCAACACCUUCCACCACAGAGACCUCACCCUCAACAUCUACCACCACCCAGACCACAACACCAACACCCUCCCCAAGCACCUCCACCUCAACAUCUACUACCACACAGACACCUAGUCCAACCCCAAGUACUACAGUUACUCCAACUCCAACCACCACAGAGACCUCAACUUCCACGUCUACUAUCACAGAGACCACAACACCAACACCCUUCCCAAGCAGCUCCACCUCAACAUCUAUCACCACACAGACACCAAUCACAACUCCCACCACCACAGUGACUCCAACUGCAACAACUACCACCACAGAGACUUCAACCUCAACAUCCACCACCACACAGACACCAAGUCCAACUCCAAGUACCACAGUGACUUCAACAUCAACACCUUCCACCACAGAGACCUCAACUUCCACAACUACUAUCACAGAGACCACAACACCAACACCCUCCCCAAGCAGCUCCACCUCAACAUCUACUACCACACAGACACCAAUCACAACUCCCACUACCACAGUGACUCCAACACCAACUGCUACCACCACAGAGACCUCAACAUCUACUACCACACAGACACCUAGUCCCACCCCAAGUACUACAGUUACUUCAACUCCAACACCUUCCACCAUUGAGAUCUCAACCUCAACAUCUACCACCACAGAGACCACAACACCAACACCCUCCCCAAGCAUCUCCACCUCAACAUCUACUACCACACAGACACCAAUCACAACCCCCAUUACCACAGUGACUCCAACACCAACUGCUACCACCACAGAGACCUUAACUUCAACACCCCACACAAGCACCUCCACUCAAACAUCUACUACCACACAGACCACAACACCAACACCCUCCCCAAGCACCUCUACCUCAACAUCUAUCACCACACAGACACCUAGUCCAACCCCCUCUACUGCAGUGUCUCCAACCCCAACACCUACCACCACAGAGACCUCAACUUCCACAUCUACUAUCACAGAGACUACAACACCAACACCCUCCCCAGGCACCUCCACCUCAACAUCUAUCACCACACAGACACCAAUCACAACCCCUACUACCACAGUGACUCCAACCCCAACAGCUACCACCACAGAGACCUCAACCUCGCCAUCUACCACCACCCAGAGCACAACACCAACACCCCCCCCAAGCACCUCCACCUCAACAUCUACUACCACACAGACACCAAGCCCAACCCCCACUACCACAGUGACUCCAACUCUAACUCCUACCACCACAACCAAAGAGAUCUCUACUUCUACAAACACAGUACCUACUACAGGACCAACUUCUUCCAAACCUCCAACCAAGCCAUGGACGCCUGUGACCACUGUGUCCACUUCUCCCCCACUCUCGGAGUCCACUACCCUUCAAAGCACCCCUGUAACUACCAUAGCAACAUCUAGCACAGCAUCGUCACCUGGAACAACAUCACUGUUCAUCACUUCAUCAGUGGGCAGCACACCCUCUUCACCUCCAGGAUCAACACCAGGACCUACCACAACUCUUGGUGUGUCUACCUCCUCAAAGACCACAACAGUGCCAACUUCAACCACCACCAGACCACCUUCCACGUCCACUCCUACACCCUCCACUGUGCCAGUGUCCACCAUGGAAACCGUCACCCAGACAAGGCUCUCAUCAACCACACCAACUACUUUGGAGACCACCAGGACCACCUCUUGGGGGACAGUCUCAGUCUCCCCAAUCACCUCUCCCAGCACCAGCUGGACCAACACUGCCACUGUGGUUAUUUGCUGUGUUUUGAAUGGAACAUUCUAUGGCCCAGGUGAACUGGUCUACAACAAUACCCUUGGGGACACUUGUUAUUAUGUGAACUGCUCUUUGGAUUGCAAAGUCCAGUUCUUCAAUUGGUCCUGUCCAGCUACUCCCUCGACUUCUACACCCUCAACACCAACAUCCCCUCUGACGACCACACCUUCCACACCAUCUACCACAUCUUCCAAGUCGACACCCUCUACGCCAACAUCCACAUCAUCCAAGUCAACAACCGGCACUCCAACCACAACUUCCAUCUUUGAGUGCCAAGACUUUGAUCCUCCUAGACAGGUGAAUGAGACCUGGUGGCUGUGUAACUGUACCAUGGCCAUUUGCAAGCAUGACAACGUGGUAGAGAUUGUGGAAAAGGAGUGCAACCCCCCACCCAUGCCCACCUGUUCCAACGGCCUCAAGCCUGUGCGUGUCACUGAUCCUGACGGCUGCUGCUGGCACUGGGAGUGUGACUGCUACUGUACCGGCUGGGGAGACCCACACUUUGUCACCUUUGAUGGGCUCUACUACAGUUACCAGGGUAACUGUACCUACGUGCUGGUGGAGGAGAUUAUCUCCAAGGUGGACAACUUUGGGGUCUACAUUGACAACUACCAUUGUGAUGUCAAUGACCAAGUGUCCUGCCCCCGCACACUAAUUGUGCGCCAUGAGACCCAGGAAGUGCAAAUCAAGACUGUGCACAUGAUGCCCAUUGAGGUGCAGGUGCAAGUGAACAAGCAGGUAGUGGCUCUGCCCUACAAGAAGUAUGGGCUGCAGGUAUACGAAUCUGGCAUCAACUUUAUGGUGGACAUCCCCGAGCUGGGUGCCCAGAUCUCCUACAACGGUCUGUCUUUCUCCAUCCGGCUGCCCUACCGCAUGUUUGGCAACAACACAAAGGGCCAGUGUGGUACCUGUACCAACAAUACUGCCGAUGACUGUAUCCUACCCAGCGGGGAGAUCAUCUCCGACUGUGAAGUUGCGGCUGACCAGUGGUUGGUGAUUGACCCCUCCAAGCCACACUGUCCUCACAAUGACUUCACCACCAAGCGCCCAGCCAUCACGACACCAGGGCUCUUGCCCAAGAACUGCACUGCGUCUCCUAUCUGCCAGCUCAUCAAGGACAGCCUGUUUUCCGAGUGCCACCCCUUCGUGCCUCCCAAGCACUACUAUGAAGCCUGCCUGUUUGAUAGCUGCUUUGUGCCUGGCUCUGGUAUGGAGUGUGCCAGUGUACAGGCCUAUGCAGCCCUCUGUGCCAAGGAAGGUGCCUGCAUUGACUGGCGGAACCAUACCCAGGGGGCCUGCUCUGUGGAGUGUCCAUCUCACAGGGCGUACCAGGCCUGUGGUCCUGCAGAAGAACCCACUUGCCAGUCCAGUGCCUCCCAGAAUUCCACACUCUUGGUGGAAGGCUGCUUCUGUCCUGAAGGCACCACCAAGUUUGCCCCUGGCUAUGACGUCUGUGUGAAGACUUGUGGCUGUGUGGGACCCGACUAUGUCCCCAGAGAGUUUGGAGAACACUUUGAGUUUGACUGCAAGGACUGUGUUUGCCUAGAGGGUGGAAGUGGCAUUGUCUGCCAGGCCAAGAAAUGUGCUGGGGAGACCCAGACCACAUGCGAGGAGGAUGGCACCUACCUUGUCGAGGAGGUCAACCCAGAUGACAAGUGCUGCAACAUUACUUCAUGCAAAUGUGACACCAAAUUGUGCAAAGCAGAACGCCCCUCAUGCUUGCUGGGAUUCGAAGCGAAGAGCCAGCAUGUGCCUGGAAAAUGCUGUCCAGUUUACUCCUGUGAACCCAAGGGUGUGUGUGUGCACCAGAACGCUGAAUACCAGCCUGGAUCUCCAGUGCAUUCCACCAAGUGCCAGGACUGUGUAUGCACCGACACCAUGGACAAUGACACUCAGGUCAACAUCAUCUCCUGUACUCAUGUGCCCUGCAACAACUCCUGCAGCUCCGGCUUUGAACUUGUGGAGGUCCCUGGGGAGUGCUGCAGGAAGUGCCAGCAGACCCACUGCAUCAUCGAGGGGCCCAACCAGCAGUACCUCAUCCUGAAGCCUGGGGACAUAGAGAAAAACCCCAAUGACAAGUGCACCUUCUUCAGCUGCAUAAAAAUCAACAAUCAGCUUAUCUCCUCUGUCUCCAACAUCACCUGCCCGGACUUCAACCCCAGUGAUUGUGUUCCGGGCUCCAUCACGUACAUGCCUAAUGGCUGCUGUCAGACAUGCAUCCCUAAAAACCAUACCGCAGCCCCUUGCUCUGUUACCCCUGUCAUGAAGGAGAUUUCCCACAAUGGCUGCACCAAGAAUGUCUCCAUGAACUACUGUUCCGGCUCCUGCGGGACCUUUGCCAUGUACUCUGCCCAGUUCCAGGAUCUGGAUCACAAAUGUUCUUGCUGCAAGGAAGAAAGGACCAGCCAGCGCCAGGUGACCCUGGAAUGUCCAGACGGCAGUGAGCUGAGCCAUACCUACACACACAUUGAGAGCUGUCUGUGCCAGGACACUGUCUGUGGGCUCCCACAGACCCAGCGAGUCCGGCGUUCCAGUCCCCGAUUUCUGGGAAGGAAGUGAAUGGGUUCUACUGUACACAUCCCUUCCCAUCCUGUACCAUCCUGCUGACUCUCUGAGCUUCCUGCACUUCAGCUUGGCUUCUUCUCUGCAGAUAUUUAUUUUCAGAGUUUCUGUUCCAUUCUUUGCUUUCUAAUAAUAAACUCAGGCAUAGCCAC
This is a messenger RNA of Peromyscus eremicus (cactus mouse), 13808 nucleotides long. RefSeq names its product mucin 2, oligomeric mucus/gel-forming (gene Muc2). The transcript is spliced from 50 exons. The record is from RefSeq and is a predicted model, not a curated record. Lineage: Eukaryota; Metazoa; Chordata; Mammalia; Rodentia; Cricetidae. Gene Ontology annotation, cellular component: extracellular matrix. Gene Ontology annotation, molecular function: protein binding.